AUGGCUCAACCACCUGCUAGCAAUCGCUCGAAUGCUCAACUUUCGGUAAUAAGCAAUCACUCCGGCAUGUCGAAACGAGACGACUAUGAAUCAUCCUCAGAGAUGGACGCGAUGAGCCAUACUUCAGAUCAUCACAUUCGCUCAGCUGCUGGUUCACCCGUUCCGCCUCAGACUCCGAAUGCUACCUCGGCUACCGCAAACCUAUCUGGUCUGGUCUGCAAUGUACAUCGCACUACUGGAAGAGAGCCUCAUCCUCUUGUCGGAGCUACAACCACCAUACUCGGCGACAAGAUGUACGUCUUUGGUGGUCGCAAGAUCUCAAAAUCUCGCCCUACUUUGACCUCGGAUCUCUACGAGCUUGACCUUCCCCGUAGGCAUUGGUCCAAGAUUGAGACCAAAGGUGACGUCCCACCUCCGAGAUAUUUCCACAGCGUGUGUGCCCUUGGAGACAACAAACUCGUAUGCUAUGGAGGUAUGUCGCCCGAGGGUGGACCUACAGCCCAGAACGAGUCUCCGGACGCCCAGGUCAGCGUCAUGUCUGAUGUGCACAUCUACGAUAUACCCUCACAUACAUGGACACGGAUCAGCACCGGAGAAGCACCGCAAGGCCGCUAUGCCCAUUGCGCAGCUAUUCUCCCAUCAGGAGCAGUCUUUUCUUCCUCUAAUGCGCCUCUGUCCGCAAUACACCAUAACCCUUCGGGAGCCCAACCAAAUUCGGGUUCGAUUGGCGUGGAACUAGACGGCAGGGGUGGUGCUGAGAUGAUUGUUGUUGGUGGCCAGGAUAGUGGCAACCAUUACAUUGAGCAAAUCAGUGUCUUCAACUUACGCAGCUUGAAAUGGACUUCAACCAAGCCUAUUGGAGGUCGAAGCUGUGGUGCAUACAGAUCUGUCGUCACACCUUUGGUCAGCAUGGAGAGCACCAAGGUCGGUGCAGGGCAUGAAGCAUCCAUCGACGACUAUGACGAUGACGAUGAGGACGAUGACAGCGACCUGAAUUCAUCUGGUUCUGCUAUGCUCAUCUACACUAAUUAUAACUUCCUCGAUGUCAAGCUCGAGCUUCAGGUUCGCAAUCGCGAGGGUACACUCGUUGACAAACAAAUGCAGGGCACGGUAACACCUCCUGGACUUCGAUUCCCUACUGGUGGUGUGAUUGGCAACAACUUUGUUGUGGCCGGCACUUUCUUGACUUCCUCUAAGCAAGAGUUCUCUCUAUGGGCUCUUGACCUUCGGUCAUUGACUUGGGCCCGCAUCGACAGUGGAAGCAGCAUAUUCAGUCAAGGAAGCUGGAAUCGAGGUGUCCUAUGGGAGCGCAGAAACUCUUUCAUUAUCCUCGGAAAUCGCAAGCGAAACCUUGUUGAUGACUACAAUAACCGCCGCCUAAACUUCAACAAUAUGUGUGUCGUUCAGCUUGAAGCCUUCGGAUUAUACGAUAACCCCAGAAAAGCCUGGCCUACUUCGGAUUACGUAUCAGCGAGUGCUCCACAAUACCAACCAGGCUCUGAAGGCUCUGCAGGUGGAAGAAGGCUAUACAGCGGUGCGGAGGAGUUGGGCGAGAUGAUGCUUCAAUCACGAGAGCUCUGUGAUAUGGACUUCCUUGCUAUUGAUGGCACCCGUAUUCCAGUCAAUUCGCGCCUCAUAGGGCGUAGAUGGGGACCAUUCUUCAACCAACUUCUCCGCGAAAGUGCUGGUCCUAACGAGAGUGGCGAGACUGCGACCCUCAGACCAGCUACAAUGGCUUCUCGCAAUUCCAGCAUCACCAUUACACCGACGCUGACUUCAAAUGGAUCAACACUUACAGCCAAUAGCGUGACUGGUACCAUGAUGACACUGGAACCGGCUGAUGUCAGGAACUUGCCACCUAAUUCACGUCCAAGAACAUUGUAUCUUCCCCACACUGUCCCGGCACUCCAAGCACUAAUCCAUUACCUCUACACUGGUUCGCUUCCUCAACAACCAUCACAUCUUGCGACACCUCAAAUCUUCUGUUCGCUGCUUCAGCUUGCUCGUCCCUACGAGAUUGACGGUCUGGCUGAAGAAGUCACAGAGCGGCUACACGAAACACUGGAUGGUCGUAACGCCGCAGCCAUCUUCAAUGCUGCAGCCAUGGCAGCUGGUGGCGGCCAAGGUGUUGUCUUCAAAGACAUCAAUACCAGUGUACACCCACCUCGCGUGCAGAGUCUCGGAGGCAUCGAGGCCUUGUCUAUCAAUGGCGGAGGUGGCCGCAACCCGUUGCGCGUCGAUACUGAGAUGGCCAAUGGACGUACCACCCGCUCGACCUUGCGUGGAGAAAGCUUGACUGAAGAGGACGAAGAUGUCCCAGACUCUGCCUCGACAGCUGGAUCAACGUACAGCAUCACGAGUAGCCGUCAAGGUGGCCACGAUGAUGAUGAGAUUUGGAAUGGUGGUCAGAGUCAUGUCAUUGGAUUGCAGAAGCGCGGAUUGCGUGGUCUUAUGGAAGGUCGCCGCAUUCGUGAACGAGGCCGUAGCGAUGGAACGGGUACGGCUAGCAGCGUUACAGCUAGCAGUGUUACUGGCAGCAGCAUGACGGGUGGAAGUGUGGCCAGCGGUAGCAUUAGCGGGCCCUCAGAUCCCAAGGGUCUCGGCUUGGGUAUCUCGUAG
This is a messenger RNA of Aureobasidium musti, 2619 nucleotides long. The record is from the annotation of a GenBank genome assembly. Lineage: Eukaryota; Fungi; Ascomycota; Dothideomycetes; Dothideales; Saccotheciaceae.